Messenger RNA from Anolis sagrei ordinatus, 988 nucleotides. The record is from RefSeq and is a predicted model, not a curated record. Lineage: Eukaryota; Metazoa; Chordata; Lepidosauria; Squamata; Anolidae.
GUAAGGACCAGAUAGAUUUAUAAGAAUCCGACAACUCCCCCUCCCCUUGUUUGCUGUCCCUUGUUUCCUUGGCACCCAAAGGACAACAGAACAGCCGAUCCAAUGGCAGAGUUAGUACAGAAACUCCAUUUUGUAAAGAUGUACAGUAACAUAAGCUUACUAUUCAGAGGCUGAGUGGUGCUAGUAAUGCCGUCUUCUUGGAACUGAAGCCAGCCUUUUGAAAUCUAGACUAUUAUCUCUGAUGAAAGCAGAAGGAAGGGCAGAGUCACCCGAGGAUGAUGAAAAAGAACCAAGCAACAAUAAAAUAACAUCUGUUGGACUUCAGGAACAAGACUCAACGUUAGAUGUCUGCCUCGGUAACAAUGGCAGUCAAGAAAACCCAGACACACCGAGUAAGACCUCCAGAGAGUGCAGUUCUUCAGAGCAUAAUUCUUCACUGAAAUCAAGCUCUGGUCCUGCGGCUUCUCCUCAACAAGCUAGUAUUCCUUCCCAUGAAACAAAUGUGGUAGAAGAAAGCAGUCAGUUAGUUAAACAUCAGACUACCUUCCGACAUAAAAAUGAAAACUCAACCUUAGAAUGGACAUUUUAUCCACCGUUUGGUAAUCAUACCUAUCAUACAGGAAAGAAGUGUAUCUUUGAUGGUAUCUACAUGCGAAACAAAACCACGUCAACUGAAAAGACAGUGGAGAUGUGUACAGGAAAGAAGAGAUUUGUGCUAUGUACAAAAAAAAGUCAGAUACAUUCAUACCACUUCAACGCUUGCCAGGAACUCCUAGUAUACCUUUCCGUAUCAAGGAGAAGCAGCAAGAAUUAGAAAGAGAGAAGCUGGAAGUGAGAAACCUGGACCACUGGAAGCCUGCUCCAACUUUGCAGUAUUCUUUUUUUGCAGGUUCACUAAACAGAAGAUUAACUUAUCAAUAGUUUUAGAUAAGCCAUUCUUUAUGCUGCAUUUCACGGGGCCUAAAACAUGUAACAGGUUAUUUGUUAU